Molecule: messenger RNA, 1335 nt
Organism: Beauveria bassiana ARSEF 2860
Lineage: Eukaryota; Fungi; Ascomycota; Sordariomycetes; Hypocreales; Cordycipitaceae
Product: glucanosyltransferase-like protein
Exons: 2
Coding region: 1-1335 (444 amino acids)
Biological process (GO): fungal-type cell wall (1->3)-beta-D-glucan biosynthetic process
Cellular component (GO): fungal-type cell wall; cytoplasm
Molecular function (GO): 1,3-beta-glucanosyltransferase activity
Source: RefSeq, a predicted model, not a curated record
AUGAAGGGUUUCGCUCUCCUGUCGGCCCUCGCCGCCGUCGGCCUCGUCUCUGGCUCCCCGACCAAGCGUGCCGACCCGACUCCCAUCACCAUUAAGGGCAACGCCUUCUACAAGGGCAACGAACGCUUUUACAUCCGUGGUAUCGAUUAUCAGCCCGGCGGUGACUCUGCCCGUGUCGACCCCCUCGCCGACAAGGAAAUUUGCUCCCGUGAUAUCGAAUGGUUCAAGGAUCUUGGCGUCAACACCAUCCGCGUUUAUACCGUGGACAACUCGGCCGACCACACCGAGUGUAUGGGCCUUCUCGCCGACGCUGGCAUUUACCUUGUCCUUGAUGUCAACAACGGUCUCUACUCCCUCAACCGCGCCGCGCCCGCUUUGUCCUACAACGCCGCUUAUCUGCAGAGCAUCUUCGCCACCGUCGCCGAGUUCGCCAAGUACAAGAACACUCUCGCUUUCUUCUCGGGUAACGAGGUCAUCAACGAAAAGGGCAACGAGUUCAACGCCCCUUACAUCAAGGCUGUCACACGUGACUUGCGCGCCUUCAUCAAGGCACAGAACCUUCGUGCUAUUCCGGUCGGUUACUCUGCUGCUGAUGUCUCUGAGAGCCGUUUCCAGACUGCCGUGUACAUGAACUGUGGUCCUGAUGAGGUCCGUUCCGACUUCUUCGCCUUCAACGAUUACUCGUGGUGCAACAGCGACUUCAAGACUGCCGGCUGGGACGCCAAGGUUAAGAACUUCACCGACUAUGGCCUGCCCCUCUUCCUCUCCGAGUACGGCUGCAACAAGAACACUCCCCGCAAGUUUGACGAGGUCCAGGCUCUGAUGAGCAAGGAGAUGACGGGUGUCUAUUCCGGCGGUAUAAUGUACGAGUACUCGUACGAGGAGUCCAUGUACGGCAUCGUCGACAUUGAUGGCAAGGCUGGCAAGGGCAAGGUCACCAAGCACAAGGGCGGUGCCGAGUACGACAACUUCAAGAAGUCUCUCAAGGACAACGCUGCCCCCAGCGGCGACGGUGGUGCCUCCUCCAACUCGCACUCCUCUUCGUGCCCCGCCAAGAGCUCAGACUGGAACGUCGACCCCAAGCUUCUGCCUGAGAUGCCCAAGGAGGCUCAGAAGUACAUGAAGGAGGGUGCUGGCAAGGGCCCUGGUCUGUCGGGCUCUGGUUCUCAGACUGCUGGUGACUCUGGUCUCUCCACCAAGAACGUUACCGCUGACGGCAGCGGCUCUAGCGGCAGCAGCAGCGACAAGGAUAACGCCGCCGCUCUUUCUGGCUCGUCGAUGGUUGGCACCCUGGCCUCUGUCGCCGUUGCUCUCGUCGGUUCCAUGCUUCUGUAA